Messenger RNA from Marmota monax (woodchuck), 5524 nucleotides. RefSeq names its product phosphoinositide-3-kinase adaptor protein 1 (gene Pik3ap1). NCBI's taxonomy places the organism in Eukaryota, Metazoa, Chordata, Mammalia, Rodentia, Sciuridae. Gene Ontology annotation, cellular component: cytosol. Gene Ontology annotation, molecular function: phosphatidylinositol 3-kinase regulatory subunit binding; signaling receptor binding. Bases 157 to 2583 code for a protein of 808 amino acids. The transcript is spliced from 17 exons. Gene Ontology annotation, biological process: signal transduction. The record is from RefSeq and is a predicted model, not a curated record.
GUCUGGAGGAAGCGCCAGAGCAGACGCUGGUCCUGCGCGGAGCCGGUUGCCACUCCCGCCCCGCGCCCAAGGGACACCGCUGGGACACAUCUCCAAGCACCGGGUACCGAGCACCGGGCACUCUUUAAGCAGGGGAUGUGAACUGCCCCCCGCGACAUGGCAGCCUCAGGGGUGCCCAGAAGAUGUGACAUCCUCAUAAUCUACAGCCCGGAUGCAGAGGAAUGGUGCCAAUACCUCCAGGACCUUUUCCUGACCAGUCGGCAGGUCCGCAGCCAGAAGAUGCUGACACACCGGCUGGGCCCCCAGACCUCCUUUUCUGCUGAGGACCUGCGCCUCUUCCUGAGCCCCCGCUGCGUUUUGGUGCUGCUGUCUGCAGAGCUGGUGCAGCACUUCUACCAGCCUGCGCUGCUGCCUGUGUUGCAGAGGGCCUUCCAGCCGCCACGACGCGUGGUCAGGCUGCUGUGUGGGGUUCAGGGCAGUGACGAGGAAUUCUCGCACUUCUUCCCCAACUGGGCCCACUGGCAGGAGCUCACCUGUGACGACGAGCCUGAGAUCUACCUGGAGGCCGUGAGGAAGGCCAUUUCUGAAGAUUCUGGCUGUGACUCAGUCACUGACACAGAGCCUGAGGACGAGAAGGUCCUUCCCUACUUGAAGCAGCAGAACUUGCCAACGGAGACUUCACCUGGGAACCUGAUGGUGGUGCAGCCGGACCGCAUUCGCUGUGGGGCAGAAACCACUGUCUACGUCAUUGUGAGAUGUAAGUUGGAUGACAAGGUGGCAACAGAAGCAGAAUUUUCUCCUGAGGAUUCUCCGUCCGUAAGGGUGGAAGCCACUCUGGAGAAUGAGUACACAGUGUCUGUGAAGGCUCCUCACCUUUCAUCUGGGAACGUUUGUCUGAAGAUAUAUUCUGGGGACUUAGUGGUGUGUGAAACCAUUAUAAGCUAUUAUACUGACAUGGAAGAAAUCGGGAAUUUAUUGUCCAAUGCUGCAAAUCCUGUGGAGUUCAUGUGUCAGGCCUUUAAAAUUGUGCCCUACAACACAGAGACCCUGGAUAAACUGCUCACCGAGUCCCUGAAGAACAACAUCCCUGCAAGCGGACUGCACCUCUUUGGAAUCAACCAGCUGGAAGAAGAAGAUAUGAUGACAAAUCAGAGGGACGAAGAGCUGCCCACCUUGUUGCAUUUUGCUGCAAAGUAUGGGCUGAAGAACCUGACCGCCUUGCUGCUCACAUGCCCAGGAGCCGUGCAGGCAUACAGUGUGGCCAACAAGCAUGGCCACUACCCCAAUACCAUCGCUGAGAAGCAUGGCUUCAGGGACCUGCGGCAGUUCAUCGAUGAGUAUGUGGAGACUGUAGACAUGCUGAAGAGUCAUAUCAAAGAGGAGCUGAUGCACGGGGAGGAGGCCGAGGCUGACGCCGUGUACGAGUCCAUGGCCCACCUGUCCACAGACCUGCUCAUGAAAUGCUCCCUCAACCCCGGCUGUGACGAAGAGCUGUAUGAGUCCAUGGCUGCCUUCGCCCCUGCGGCCACUGAAGACCUCUAUGUUGAAAUGCUUCAGGCCAGUACAUCUAAACCUGUCCCUGGAGAUGGCUUCUCUCGACCCACUAAGGACUCUAUGAUCCGCAAGUUUUUAGAAGGGAACAGCAUGGAAAGGGCUAAUUGGAAGAGAGAGCAGCACCAUCCUGGUGGGGAAGAAGAUGUUUAUCACAUAGUGGAUGAGGACGAAGCCUUUUCUGUGGACCUGGCCAGCAGGCCCCCUGUCCCAGUGCCCAGGCCAGAGGCCAGUGCUCUUGGCACUCAUCAGUUGCCGGACAAUGAACCGUACAUUUCUAAAGUUUUUGCAGAAAAAAGUCAAGAGAGGCCUGGAAAUCUCUAUGUUUCCUCAGAGAGCAUCAGAAAAGAGCCACCCGUCAGGCCAUGGAGGGACAGGCCCCAGUCGAGCAUCUACGACCCAUUUGCCGGGAUGAAAACACCAGGCCAGCGGCAGCUCAUUACCCUGCAGGAGCAGGUGAAGCUGGGCAUCGUCAACGUGGAUGAGGCCGUGCUGCACUUCAAAGAGUGGCAGCUCAACCAGAAGAGGCGAUCCGAGUCCUUUCGCUUCCAGCAGGAAAAUCUUAAACGGCUAAGAGAUAGCAUUACCCGAAGACAGAGGGAAAAGCAAAAAUCAGGAAAGCAAACAGACUUGGAGAUCACAGUCCCCAUUCGGCACUCACAGCACCUGCCUGGAAAAGUGGAGUUUGGAGUCUAUGAGAGCGGCCCCAGGAAAAGCGUCUUCCCCCCAAGGACAGAGCUGAGACGAGGAGACUGGAAAACGGACAGUACCUCCAGCACAGCGAGUAGCACAAGUAACCGAUCCAGCACACGGAGCCUCCUGAGUGUGAGCAGCGGGAUGGAGGGUGACAACGAGGACAAUGAAGUCCUCGAAGUUACUAGAAGUCGUAGUCCGGGCCCCACACAAAUGGAUGGACCACUUACUAUUCCCCUUGAGAGGCCUCCCAGGGUGCCUCCUCGAGCUGCCUCCCAGAGACCUCCAGCCAGAGAGAACUUUCUUCCUCCUCCACCUGUUCCACCCAGAGGUCGCUGAUUCCAUCUCCUAAGACCUGCCUUGCUGCCGGACUUUUAAGACUUGCAAUUUCCAGCCUGUUAAUGAUGACUUCAUGUUGAGUUUUCUGGCAUGACUGCUGACUUUAAGAUCCAGUCUCAUUGCUGACAUUGUUGCAACCCUGCUGGCUUGGGUUAUCCUUGAAGAGGAAUGAAGAAGUGAAAACCAAGGACUUGAUUCACCAUCAUCAAGUAUUUUGAUCCUCUUUCUUGUUUGCCAAAAGGAUGAAGACUCAAUCAGGACACUUAUCUCAAAUCUCUCAUAUCAGAAAUCUAACAAGAGUGAUCAGAAAUGUACUUUAUAAGUGAUUAUAUGGCAGUGCACUUGUAUUAGUCCCUAUGUAUUUGCUAGUCCAGUCUAAUUUCUAGAAGGGAGUAUAAGACUUUCAGUAUUCAAGUAAGAAAAGAAGUGACCUAAUUUAAAAUAAUUCUUCUACUUUCCUGUAUGUUCAGGAGUGUGUUUGAGUGGUAGAACUAGUCAUAUACAAAUAACCCGAAAAAGACUUUGGAAAAAAAUUAGUCCUAAUUCUUCUUAUACAGAAGGCAAAUCUGGGGUCCCCUACAAGUCUAGAACCAAGAGUGCUUGGUUGGUUAGAAGAAGAGGAAGGUUUAGAAUCUGGGUCUGCUGAUUCUAGGUUACUACACUCUCCAUCCAAAAGGACAGUCCCUCUUUCCUUCAAGAAAUGCCUAAAUGUAGAAAUUCACCAGCAACUGAUUAUUGGCAUUCUAGAAGCUUUUCUCUUCCAUAUCUUCAAGGCAUGGAACUACCAAGUAGCUCUUUCAGUUUAGAAAUUUAUAUUUUCAAAACAGUGAUAUUUGCCAGGGAACCACUGAAAGUGGUUAGAACCAGAAGCUUGGGAUUCCAGGGAGCCCAUUUCUUGUUCUCUUGUCUUCCUAAGUCUUAGUUCUGGCUAUAAAGAGAUAGGAAGAGCCUUGGCUUCCCCCCCGCCCCCCCCCACACUGCUGAAGAGUCUAAAGAGGGAGAAAGAAUCUAAAAUAGUAAUAGUUGUCUAUUUUCUUCCAGACUUAUUAAACCAGGCUUGGUAAAUCUGUUUGUGCAGAGACUUUGUGUAGAGACUUAAAUAUGUCAUGAGUUUUGAGUCCCCAUCAAACAAGUAUACCUUUAAAGCUCACAUCCUUAAUGAUGCUUAAACAUUUAGUAAAAUCAGUAUCUUAACUGUUGCUUUAAAAAUAUCAGAAAUCUGGUGGUUUCAGACCAGACCAGAGAAUAGACUUAUUCUCCAAUCCCUCACAGAUAUAUAAAAAACACAUCAUUAAUGGGCCAUUUAAAUACAGUUUUAUCAGAUCCUUUUCUAAUAAUUAAAGGUUCUUUCUCAAUCUCAUUCUUCAGCACAGCAAACAAGAACUCUUAUUGAAGUUGGGAGCUUCUGGAGGAGUCUUAGGUUUUGUUUGGUUUUGAUAUAAAAUACAAUAUUGGCCACACCAUAUUGAAAAUGUUUGCACCGAUUAUCUUGUGUAGCGCCUGGCACAUGGUAGCCAUUCUGUGAAUGGGCCCUCAAAGGUCCCUUUGCUUUCUUUAUCACUUCUUGGGGAGAAACAGAAGUAUGUGAGAUAAAAAGAAUAAGAAAUUACAAUAUCGAUACGGUUGUUCUUCCUGUUUUUUAUAGACAGUCUUUUAUCUAAAAAAUAUUUGAUUUUGAUAAGAGAUACUUUUUAAAUAUUCAGUACCUCUAAACCUCUUUUUGAAUGCCAAAUAACAUGGUAAAAUCUAUAUCGGCCAAUGGUGUUAGCAUCACUGUGCAAUAUUUUAUUAUUUAUUGUGUUUUGUUAUAUUAAAAUAAGUAGAAGACACAAAAUGAAAAUGCUGAUGAGAAGCCUGUGUCUCAUGAAUGUGGCCCACUUUAGACAUGGUUGGAACUGAUCAGAGGUACCCAGUCAUAAGUGACAAGUCUUAGGCUCUCAGUGGAUCCUCAUUGAAUAUCCAAACUGGUUAGCUGCAUAUAAAAGAAGGAAGUAUCUAGAUUAAAAAAUGGUAGUGUGUUAUCAAAGAAUUUUGCUAAUGUUGAGGAGAAAAUUUUAUUUUCUAAAAAGAAAACUGCACAUUAUAACAUAAACUUAUUUAAUUUCCACAUACUCAAAGCAUUUGUAUACCUUUUUAGGAAUACAUUAUGUGACAAAACCAUAGACUGUGAAUAUCAUGAGGAUCAGAAACUAAACUAUAAGCAGUAUCUAAGUAGACUGUUCCAGAGUAUUCUCUAUGAUGCUUUCGGAGACAGCUCUGCUUCCACCGUUCUUCUGCAAGAUUUUACAGACUGGCUUAAUAGAAAGGGAAGGAAUUGGUCAUAUUCACUGCUAUUACUUUUGCCCCUGUUUAGAAGGUAGACUGGCCUCCAAUUACUAGGCCAGCACUGUUCCUUCAUGUUAUGUUAAAAGCCAGGAGCAGAUAACCCAACUAAAUAAGCCAUAAAGUAUAAGACUGAGAGAUUCUGAACAAGAGGUUGUGUUGCUGUCAAAUAAUUUAACUUGACUUAUUUAAUGAUGUGAAUAAACCCUUAUGCUUUGCCAUAAUUACACAAAGUGAUGGAAUGUAGAUGACUUUAAUGAAUAUUUUUACAAGUCAUGUUACCCAACCCUCAUUUUUUUCUUUGCUUUGUUAUUAACAAAAAAGAUCCUAAUCAGUCCAGUAUCAUUUUAAUAGCUGGGAUUUUUAGAUACCUCUCCCACAUUCCAGGAAGUAAAAGUUGUUUUUUCCUGCUCCUCCUUCAGCGAAUAGUGUGUAGUUUUACAGCUGCGUGGUGGAGGAAGCAUUAGUAAUAUUUAUUUUUGAGAAAGACAAGUAGUUAAUUUGGAUAAUUCUAAGAUUUAUCCUAAACAUCAAUCCCUAAUUUUAAGAAAUCUGCUUAUAUAAAUAUUUUCUUUGAUUGGAUAAAUAAAUUUUGUUUGGUUCAUUUCCAAGCAAGUUA